Molecule: messenger RNA, 924 nt
Organism: Candidula unifasciata
Lineage: Eukaryota; Metazoa; Mollusca; Gastropoda; Stylommatophora; Geomitridae
Source: the annotation of a GenBank genome assembly
AUGAGCAGGUGGUACGAGGAAGACUUCCCCGACGACGACCAGUCCACUCCCAGAGUUCAGACGUUGCUGGAGAUCUUCAGGAAGAAGGUAGCCAUCACUGACAGAGUUUUGGUCAAUUCCCACGAUUUUGAAUACAUUCACAACGCAUCCAAUGUUUGUACAGGAAAGAAAGUUGAACUGAUCGCUGGAGUCCCCAGUAAGGCAAACAAAUUCGAAGCUCGCAUGGCAGUUCGAGAUUCCUGGGGAAAAUAUAAGAAUGAUCCAGGAAAUAAUAUGUUACUUUUGUUUUUCUUGGGCGCAACUGAUGAUAAAACUAUGCAAGAGAAAAUCAACGAAGAAGCGUUGAAAUAUGGAGACAUCGUUCAAGAGUCUUUUAAAGACUCCUACCGCAAUCUCAGUUUGAAAACUGUGGCUCUAAUGAAAUGGGUAAGCAUCUAUUGUCCAGACUCCACAUUCGUGUUAAAAGCAGAAGAUGACGCCUAUGUAAACAUACCUCGACUACUGGCAAAACUACGGGAGCAACUAACAAGAGGUCCAAUGUUUAUCAUGGGUGCCGUCCACCACAACACUCUGCCUUUUCGCGAUCAGAAGAACAAAUGGUACGUCACUAGAGACGAGUAUCCGUGGAAGAUGUUCCCCAACUACCUGUCCGGCACAGCCUACGCCAUGACCAGCACGGCAGCCAUGAGGUUGUACGUGGAGUCCCUAUACGUCAAGAACCUGUUCCUGGAAGACGUCUACCUGACCGGUCUUGUUGCGGACAGGGCUGCAGUUCCCCGGAUAGGCGAAGGUGAAUUCAGCUGGGCCAGGCUAGAUCCAAAUGGUUGUAUAUUCAGAUACAAAGUUAGUGGACAUAAAUAUUCAGCUGACGAACUACGAAAGAUUCACGAUGAACUCAUUGAUCCCAGUUUCAAAUGUUACUAA